AUGCCUCUUUUUAUAAAUUCAUUGCCGGUUGAGGAAGUGCCUGAUUUCAAAUACCUUGGGUCCACUCUAAUACCAAAUGGAGAGGCAAAAGAUAAUAUUACGGCUCAGAUCAUGGCAGCUAGAAAUGCGUUCUUCCGGUUGACGAAACCUUUGUGGAAUCGUCGUGAAAUCACCAUAAAAACGAAAGUAUCUAUAUUACCGUGA
Dracunculus medinensis (Guinea worm) is the source of this 204-nucleotide messenger RNA. The record is from the annotation of a GenBank genome assembly. NCBI's taxonomy places the organism in Eukaryota, Metazoa, Nematoda, Chromadorea, Rhabditida, Dracunculidae.